AUGCCCUGUCGACGUCGCAUGCUUCGUAUCACAUGGUUUUGUACGUGUUGCAACAUGCGGUACCCUCAAGGCCUAAAUGUCUGUAUCAGUGUCUCCCAGCUCUAUCCUGAGUUCAACUCGAAGUUGUCUGCCAUCAUGCCAUCAGCACACCAUUGCGCAGCAACUAUAGAGUCGAGCUUGGGCACUGAUCCAGAGUUCUCGUCGGAUUCUGAUUCAGACGACUCGGACGCAGAGCUCAUCCAGGUCCGCGCUGCACUUGCUCCUGCACCUCCAGAUGCGACAUCUCAAGAGCUGCGCAGGGCCCUAGAGAUCUCGCAGAGACUAUUGCUCGACUUGUGUGCUCGCACCUGUCCAGACAUCGACCUCAAUAGCAAGGAGCGUUGGCUUACAGGAGUCUCGAUGGAGGAUGGUGUGAGGGCCGAGCUCUUCAAGUUCAUUCCUGAAGAAGAACGUGAAUUGAUGAGCUAUCAAAACUUCGGAUCUCAGUUUGGUAGGGGCGUCAGCAACGCUCAUUCCAAAAUGGCAUCUGACGUCAAAUCAUGCGCAAACCUGAUAAUCCAGUACCCAUCAGUUGUUGAAAACUGCAAAGCUCGUGCAGGUGUCUUGAAAGUAUCGCUCUUCAGCAAGUCGUCAUUGGCACCUACAGGCGCUGCGUCUUCUAGGACAAAAGCCAAGAUCUGGAAAUUGCGAGCUAUAACGCCAGGUAUGAUUGCUGCUGCUGCUGUCGUGGCAAUCUUCCUACUCUCUGGUGAUGCAGAACUCACUGAAAUUGGUGACACUACGAAGAUUCCGUACCGCGAAUACCACAACUUCUACCGUCAGCGUUUACUGACUGGAGGUGCCUGGGCGCACCAGGUCAUCACAUUCUUCAAUGAUGCCCUUUUCUCAGGAACUUCGUCUUAUGUUCCCCCUUCUACUGCUCUCAAUGAUGACGGACUGGGUCACACAUGGGAAGAAGACUUCAAUCGCGCAAUAGAAGAUGAACUAGAAGAACCGGUUGUUGAUGACGGCACACCACCAAUCCCGUCACGACAUGCUAAUGACAAUACUAAUAGCGGUAAUGUCCAAGUCAAUGAGCUACUACCUGUGUCUCACCAUACUUCAGCUCCCUCAAUUCCAGCUCCCUCAAUUUCGGCUCCCCCUCAAGCUGUUGCAGCUCCCCCUAUUGCAGCUCCCCCUGUAGUAACAGCUCCUCCUGUCAUCAAUAUGGCUCGAAGUUCAGAAUCUAUCACUACUGCAUGGAUGAACUCAAUCUUAGGCAUCAGGAUCUUGCUGAAUCUGACCUUCCUGCUCCAACUAAAGCACGCGCAAAACCGAAGGCAGGCGCAAAGGCAAGACAACUGCGGAGGGUGA
Messenger RNA from Suillus subalutaceus, 1353 nucleotides. RefSeq lists its product as uncharacterized. Lineage: Eukaryota; Fungi; Basidiomycota; Agaricomycetes; Boletales; Suillaceae. Bases 1 to 1353 code for a protein of 450 amino acids. The record is from RefSeq and is a predicted model, not a curated record. The transcript is spliced from 9 exons.